Branchiostoma floridae (Florida lancelet) is the source of this 1102-nucleotide messenger RNA. RefSeq names its product transforming growth factor-beta-induced protein ig-h3-like. The transcript is spliced from 6 exons. Gene Ontology annotation, cellular component: extracellular matrix. Bases 98 to 994 code for a protein of 298 amino acids. Gene Ontology annotation, biological process: cell adhesion; extracellular matrix organization. Gene Ontology annotation, molecular function: cell adhesion molecule binding. Lineage: Eukaryota; Metazoa; Chordata; Leptocardii; Amphioxiformes; Branchiostomatidae. The record is from RefSeq and is a predicted model, not a curated record.
AAGGGUAUAUAAAAAGACCCCCUUCCGCUAUAGCUUAUUCCGCUUUUUUAGAUUCGUACUUUGCUAGUUGCCAAGUUGUAAUACUUUUAUUUUCAACAUGAAGUUUGUAGUUGCUGUGGUUUGCUUCGCCCUGGUGGCAGGUGCACAUGCUAAAACUGUAGUAGACGUUCUACAAGAGCUCGGCACUGAGACGACACUGAUCGCGCUGGUAGGGAAGGCUGGGCUUGUUUCUGCACUGGAAGGAAAAGGUCCGUUUACAGUAUUUGCGCCAUCGGAUGCUGCGUUUGCUGCCCUGCCCAAAGAACUGGUGAAGACACUGGAAUCCAACGUAACGCUUUUGACGCAGGUUUUGGAGUUCCACGUAGCCCCUGGUGAGGCCUUGUCUACGGACCUGAAAAACAACCUCCUGGUUCCGUCUCUGUCAGGACCUAAGAUCAGGAUCAAUAUCUACGAUGCCAGCGAACCAACUGUCAUUACGGCAGAGGGCGCUCCUGUGACAAAGCCGGACAACACUGCUAGAAAUGGCGUCGUGCACGUCAUCAGUCAGGUGAUGUUCCCCCUACCAAUGGGAACAGUCGUGGACAUCGCCGUCGGCAACAAAGACUUCUCCACCUUGGUCACAGCCGUCUCCAAGGCGGGUCUCGUCGCGACUCUGUCAGGUGAAGGGCCUUUCACCGUGUUCGCCCCCACCAACGAGGCCUUUGCCAAGCUGCCGGCAGGAGUUCUGGACGGUCUGCUGAAGAACGUGACGGCUCUGACUAACGUCCUGACGUACCAUGUUCUCCCCGGCGCUUACUACCAGGCCGGGCUCCGCAACGGAGACAUGCUGAAGACCGUUCAGGGCAUGGACGUGACUAUCAAGAUGUCGAGUGACGGUACCAUGGUGAAUGACGCCACUAUCGCAGCCCAGGUCUCUGGAACCAACGGUGUGAUCCAGGUCAUUGACACCGUCCUCAUCCCCCCAUCCAUGCACUAUGAGUUAAUGUACAACUAAAAGUAAACUCAAGUGUUAAGAUUUUACCGCUGCUAUAUUAUUGUGAAUUCAUUUGGUCAGUAUACGCCUACUUCCUUUUUGUACUUCAAUAAACUUUUAAAAAUGAGA